This is a messenger RNA of Gastrolobium bilobum, 3681 nucleotides long. RefSeq names its product bifunctional aspartate aminotransferase and glutamate/aspartate-prephenate aminotransferase-like. The transcript has 10 exons. NCBI's taxonomy places the organism in Eukaryota, Viridiplantae, Streptophyta, Magnoliopsida, Fabales, Fabaceae. Gene Ontology annotation, biological process: biosynthetic process. The record is from RefSeq and is a predicted model, not a curated record. The coding region runs from base 1936 to 3348 and encodes 470 amino acids. Gene Ontology annotation, molecular function: catalytic activity; pyridoxal phosphate binding.
UGGGUGGAGUGGAAGAGAGUGGUUAAUAAUAAAGAGAAAUGGAAAAUACUGUUUGGAUGUUUCAAAAGGAAAAAAGAUGAGCAAAAAGAUUAUCAUCUAUUUCCCUCUUGGUAGGAGUUCUCUCUCAGUUUGUAUGAGUUCCUCUUCUUCCUUGGGAGGAUGCUGUUGCUGUGUAGAUCUCAGUUUGUGUUGCUCUUAUUAUCUUCAACCUUCCCCUUGGUUCAGUUCUAGCCCUUAAGAAGUCUUUUUUUGAGUCUACCUCCAGGGAUCAGCAAGAACCAUCUCUGGAGUGGGGUGUACUGGAUUAGAAGUAAUGGCUGGGAGUGAAGAGGGUGAUGAGCAGAGAAGUAGGUUGGAUUGCAAGCUGGAAAGGGCUACCCUCCAACUGGAAUUGGAGGUUGAGAGUAGCUUGGUUUUGGCUGGGAGAACUCUUGUUGGGAGGAUCUUAACAGCUAAGCCUCUCAAUAGAAAUGCUGUUAAGUGUAUUAUCAGUAUCACUAAGGCUUGCAAUAAUCCAAAAGAUAUGAAGAACUCUGAUAUGGGUACUACUACUAGUGGUUUCAUGUUUACCCUCAAAGAUAAACAGGCAGGUAAGAUGAUUCUACUGGGGGACCUGGAAUGUCAUGGGUCAUCUACUGAAUCUAAGAUGCUGGACCACCCAAGUCUUCAUCUUUGAAGAAAAUUAUGACAUAGUAGUGCAUUCUGGGUACACCAAGUCUACCUCCUUAACGGUUUAAAAUUAAUAUUCUUUGUUGUUAAUCCUGGACUGAAGCUUCAAAGAUGGGAGUGCUUGUGAACCAGCAAAAGGGCAGGGAAAGGAAGGGGUAUCCAUUGGAAAAGUUGGGAGUGAUUGUGAACUAGCAAAAAGGAUGGUGGUUUGAGUUUUGAAGAUUUCAAUAAUAUUAACACUGCCCUCACUUGGAGAUCAGCAGUAUCUUGGGUGACAUCAACGUGUUAGCUUUUUGGUUUCUUUCUUGCGGUUUUGUUUGAAGGAGUUGAAGGAUUUCGCCUCUUUCCAUGCAAAAUUGAAAAGCAAGAUCAGUCUCGAGCUCAGUCUUCAGUGCAUGGCAUUCUGGGUUGAAAUCUCCCGUCUGGUCCUUUGUCUGUCAGGGAUGUAUGGUUCCCAUUGUUUGGGUUUGUUCCUGAUACAGAAAUCUUGUUUAGAUGUGUUGUCAAACAUGCAAGCGUACUCCUUUUGAUGUUAAUAACUCUCAAUGGAAUGUGUAAAAAAUCUUUUUAAUCAGUACACUGUCAAAAGAAAUUAAAAAAAAAAAAAAGUUAGUGUAAGCUGAUUGGAGAUUGAGGGAGGUUAAAAUCUUAGAGGAAAAAUAAGUGAGAAAUACAAUUACAUUACACGUGUAUUUUCUCACCAAACAUGGUCUGUAUUUUAUACAAUAUCAUAGAUGUUGUAGACCAACACAAACAAGGAAACAAGCUCUACCAACUAAAGCAUUGCAUAAGAUUGACCAGCUUAUACAAGUCUACCGGGAGAACAUGCAUUAGGAACCGUUAGAUAAAUAUCAAAUUAAAUGGACGACGGGGAUUAAAGAAAGGCUACGUGAUGAAAGGGUAAGUUAUAGAAAAUUGAUUAUUACACAAUGUUCCUAAAAAAGUCAUUAUUUGCACACACAAAAAGUAACAAAUAACACUACCUAUUCAAACCUUGGUGUCAAAUAACACAAACUAUUCAAACAUUUUUCUAAGUGCAGCAGGGGAGCAAUUGUUUAUGUUUGCAGAUGAAGACUUGAAGGAGAAGAAAAGUUCAUCUUAGCUUUGCUUCCUUUCCUACGCAUGCAUGCACCAACUCUCUCCCACCAACUCCAUCUUGGCAUCUUCCUCUUCUUACUAUUAAUAACACACUUUCCUUCUUUACUUGAUGUAUGACCGUUGCUUUGCUUCUUUCUCAUACAUCAAUCCAACUAAGUAGUUAUUUCCAUGGCCAACACACUACAUAGCAUUACCAUCUCCAGAAUCACGUUUGGAAACCAAUGCCCCAGUGUCCAUUCCGUUUUUCCAUUCGUGUCCACUCUUCCUCUCAGAGCACUGCAUAAAGGAAAACAUGUUGUGCUGAAUAAAACAAUUGUUGUGGUAAAGGCAAAGAGCAACUUUGAUGACACAGAUGUUGAUAUUUCUUUGAGCCCGAGAGUCAAUGCUUUGAAACCAUCGAAGACUGUAGCCAUUAGUGACCAAGCCACUGCUCUUUUACAAGCUGGAGUUCCCGUUAUUCGCUUAGCUGCUGGAGAACCUGAUUUUGAUACACCAGCUGUUAUAGCUGAGGCUGGGAUGAAUGCAAUUCGUGAAGGUUACACGAGAUACACCCCCAAUGCUGGAACAUUAGAACUGCGCCAAGCAAUUUGUCAUAAGCUAAAGGAGGAGAAUGGAAUUACAUAUACUCCUGAUCAGAUUGUGGUCAGUAAUGGAGCAAAGCAGAGUGUUGUACAGGCAGUUCUUGCAGUUUGUUCCCCAGGAGAUGAGGUCAUUAUUCCAGCUCCAUUCUAUGUGAGUUACCCAGAGAUGGCAAGACUGGCUGAUGCAACACCUGUGAUUCUUCCAACAUACAUAUCUGAUAACUUUCUCCUGGAUCCCAAAUUUCUUGAAUCCAACCUUACUGAAAGAUCAAGACUACUUAUUCUUUGUUCACCCUCUAACCCUACAGGAUCUGUCUACCCUAAGGAAUUACUUGAAGAGAUAGCCCAAAUUGUAGCUAAGCACCCCAGGCUUCUGGUUCUCUCUGAUGAAAUUUAUGAACACAUAAUUUAUGCACCAGCAACUCAUACAAGCAUUGCAUCUUUACCUGGCAUGCGGGACAGAACACUAACUGUGAAUGGAUUUUCUAAGGCAUUUGCAAUGACUGGUUGGCGGCUUGGGUAUGUUGCUGGUCCAAAACAUAUUGUUACAGCAUGUGGAAAGAUUCAGAGUCAAUUCACUUCAGGGGCAAGUAGUAUAUCUCAGAAAGCUGCUGUUGCUGCAUUAGGACUAGGCUAUGCAGGUGGGGAGGUUGUUUCUACCAUGGUGAAUGCAUUCAGGGAGCGAAGGGAUUUCUUGGUUAAGAGUUUUGGAGAAAUGGAUGGUGUGAAAAUAUCAGAACCCCAGGGAGCAUUUUAUUUGUUCAUUGAUUUCAGCUCAUAUUAUGGAAGAGAAGCAGAAGGGUUCGGUAUAAUUGAGAAUUCUGAUUCCCUCUGUCGAUACCUGCUGGACAAGGGCCAGGUUGCCUUGGUGCCGGGGAGUGCAUUUGGAGAAGAUACUUGCAUUCGCAUCUCUUAUGCAGAAUCCCUUACUACCUUAGAGGCUGCUGUAGAGAGAAUUAAGAAAGCACUUAUCCCUCUAUGCUCUGCUGCACUUGUUUAAUUAAUGCCAAUAUGUAAUAUGCUUAUUAUGAAAAUAAUAGGUUGUGGCUGAUUGCUCAGCAAAAUGCCACAGCUUCAUUUGUGUUUAAACAUUACCAUUAUUUAGUAGUAGGUGUGUUCGCGGUCUGGAUUGGAUCAGUUUUGGAAGCAAAACUCAUCCGAUCCAAUCCCUUCGGUUUGAUCAUGUAAUCAUCCAUCCGGUUUAGAUUUUUUUUCAAAUCCGAUCCAAUUUUUUUCGGUUUGGAUUGGAUCGGUUUUCGGUUUUCAAAUAUCCUAAAAUUUGUUUCAUGAUUAUUGUGCAAAUAACAUCUUUUGUAUAUAUUGGAUUUGUAAA